Molecule: messenger RNA, 1379 nt
Organism: Dipodomys ordii (Ord's kangaroo rat)
Lineage: Eukaryota; Metazoa; Chordata; Mammalia; Rodentia; Heteromyidae
Gene: Fdx1
Product: ferredoxin 1
Exons: 4
Coding region: 1-396 (131 amino acids)
Biological process (GO): P450-containing electron transport chain; positive regulation of oxidoreductase activity
Cellular component (GO): mitochondrion
Molecular function (GO): 2 iron, 2 sulfur cluster binding
Source: RefSeq, a predicted model, not a curated record
AUGACGUCAACUGCUUUCUUUUCCAGCUCCGAAGAUAAAAUAACAAUCCACUUUAUAAACCGUGACGGUGAAACAUUAACAACCAAAGGAAAAAUUGGUGACUCUUUGCUAGAUGUUGUGAUUGAAAAUAGUCUGGAUAUUGAUGGUUUCGGUGCCUGUGAAGGAACCUUGGCUUGCUCUACCUGCCACCUCAUCUUUGAGGAUCACAUUUAUGAGAAAUUAGAGCCAAUCACCGAUGAGGAGAAUGACAUGCUGGAUCUAGCUUAUGGACUAACAGACAGGUCACGGCUGGGCUGCCAAGUCUGUUUGACCAAAGCUAUGGACAAUAUGACUGUUCGAGUGCCUGAUGCAGUGGCCGAUGCCCGGCAAUCUGUUGACAUGGGCAAGAACUCCUAACCUACAGUAAAAAAAAUUUUCAUGAACAUUUCCUAUUUUUAUAAUUAUUUUCAGUAUAAUUAAAUGAGAACCAAUGUGGAUGCAUUUAUUAUUCAGACUAGCUUUACUAUUGUAAUUUACCUUGUAUAACUACUGAAUUUUGGUAGUACUGAUAGUAUAUAGUAAAUUAUAAAGUGUCAGCUAAAUAGUAAAAGAGAGCUAUGUGUCAAGAACCUCCUGUAUCUGACUUUAUGUGUGUUUAGUGAUUUUAGCACAAUGUGACCACAUCUGUCUGCUUCCCUAGAAGGAGAAGUUAGGAAAAGGUAUUAUUACUUCUGUUUGGUGUGGGUGAAGGAAGAUACCUAAAUGGUUGAAGUAGGACAUUUAACUAAUUAAAACAAUCCACUGGAACCCGGAUCUUAUACUUGUGAGUUUUAUGUUCAUGCUGAAACUGGAGAACUUAUGAUCUUAAAGGUAUAGCAGUGGUUAAACAUAAAUCUGUAUGGAAAGAUUUAAUUGCACAGUAAAAUGCUUUUAAGGCGUUUACUAACUUUCAAAUAUGUAUUUCAAAAGGUUGAUUCAGUAAUAAGUCUGAACACAGGCAUUGUAACACUGUCAAAGUUGAUGUCUGUUCUAAAUCAAGGGAAAAAUUAAAAUUAGAUAUCUUUAUUCUUAUCUAAGAGAUACAUAAUUUUACCCUUGUAAUCUUUUGAAAGUAAUGCUGAUUUGUAAAUUACUGGCUAUACAGAAUGGAAAUGUUAAUGAUUUGGGUCUCUAUGUCCUGAGCCAGAGGAUAUGGUUAACUGCCAUGCUACAUGGCCUGGGCUGGACACUUUCCCUCCCCAUGGGCCAGGGCUGCAUGCCCUUCUCCUUUGUGGCCUGUGCGACCUCAUAAUGAUGUCGCAGUCCCAGAGGAGGAGGGAACUCUGUGCCACAUGUCAACAUUGUUGUAUGGAAGACACUUGAAUCCUUAUCGGUACUAUAAAUAAAUUUGUAAAACAUAA